This is a messenger RNA of Colletotrichum acutatum, 688 nucleotides long. RefSeq lists its product as uncharacterized. The record is from RefSeq and is a predicted model, not a curated record. The coding region runs from base 38 to 475 and encodes 145 amino acids. Lineage: Eukaryota; Fungi; Ascomycota; Sordariomycetes; Glomerellales; Glomerellaceae. The transcript has a single exon.
GACGGUGUCAGGGCGCUGAAAUAGUAGUGGAGGCCGAAUGGGAAAGAAGAUUCUCCUUCGUUCUCUGUUGUUCCUCAUGGACUUGGCCCCCUGCUCGGGUCACCGUGCCACUCCGCUGCCACCGUGGAUUUCUUGUGCUUCUGCCCCUCCACGCUUUUCCUCCACCCCGCCGCCACCCCUCACCAAUCGUCCCUCUCUCCAACUGGCUCCCGCGGAAAGUGAGGCAAUGCGGACAACGAAGAACCACAUCCACGUGUAUAAGGUAAGGCUGGCAGGCAGAUGGGCUUGCUCGCCGUUGGUCUCUGCAUGUCUGCGAGCUAUCCGUACAUACUAUAGAGUUUGGGGGUAUAUUCAUGAACGAAUAUGGUGGACCGCCUCGGUUUCGAAGCAAUCAAUCCGUCCUUCGUGCCUUUGUCCAAAGCCAUCCCUGUUCAUCAUCAACAACAACCUGUCUGCCAUCCUUGCUCGUUUGUAGAAUUCUAUCCAAACAUCUGUGGUCAACCGUGAUGCAAUACCUCUGACCUACCUUAUAUAUGGAGCACCUUGGAAAUCAUCAUUAGUCAUGAGGAACGUCAAUGUCAGGCUGCUCCCACGAGUCUGUUUUUGUAAGGCAUGCGACCAGACAACAUGCCGCCUCUACAGGUUGUUGCCAAGUACGAUACAGUUCCGAGUCCACUUGAAGUUAUCU